AUGGAGCUCGGCUUCUCGGGUUUCAAGGCCCUCAACGUGGGCUCCAACUUCGAGCAGUCUGAAGACGUGAACGAGUACUUUACCUUGCAUGCGCCCCCGAACAGCAACAUCCAGAGAGGGCCCGCGUCGCCCGACGACGUGACGGCGCCGAUGGUCUUGAAGCGUCUCCAGCAAUCCUUCCUCCUGGCCGAAGUGACCGUGUCGGCGGAAUUCGCCAUGGAUCACGACCAGGCCGGCCUGGUGAUUUUCGCGGGCGCGCCGCCGGACGAGUUGAUAUCACAGGCCCCCGCCAGCCGCAGAAGCUCGCGGUAUUCGGUCUUCAAUCCAGAAGCACUAGUGACGCGACGUUGGGCGAAAGCAGGUCUGGAGUUCGCCAGGGGAGAGCUUCACGCCGCUUCGUCGGUCGCCAUCUCGACCUGCGGAGCGGACUGGUCGUCGUCGGCUCGCAUGCCGUCACCAUUCUCGACAUUCGACCCGUUCUCUCUGACAUCGGCGUCGUCGCAAUCGUUACGGAUCCGCUUCGAGCGCGUAGACCAGUCACUGUGGAUAUCGUAUGAGAUCCCAAACUACACGGAGCCGGAAACGACCUAUUACGCCGUGGCUUCUGAACAACAACAAAACCCAGAAGAGCUUGGCUCGCGCUGGAAACAGAUGCGCGAGGUCGCGGGCUUUUUUGCUGGCGUCGAGCAGAAAGGCAACAUCUGGGUCGGCUGCUACGCAAGUCGGCCGAUGGACUACGAGCCCAGCAAUGCAUGGGAUGAGGUGGACGAGCUCAUAGCCGAAUUCGAGGAUCUUGAUAUAUUAUGA
Molecule: messenger RNA, 807 nt
Organism: Exophiala spinifera
Lineage: Eukaryota; Fungi; Ascomycota; Eurotiomycetes; Chaetothyriales; Herpotrichiellaceae
Exons: 1
Coding region: 1-807 (268 amino acids)
Source: RefSeq, a predicted model, not a curated record